AUGAUCCGGAUGCGUGGAGACCUUAGAGGGGUAAUUGAGCUUGAGUUCCGAAAUGGAAGCUAUAAAGGAAGGGAACAAGUUAUGAGUGGAGGAGGAGAAGGAGAAGGAAAAAGAGGCGAAGAGUUAAGGAAGCUCGAAAUCAUGAGGAAGAUGGGGAUUAGGGUGUCCGUGGGAAGAUCUAAGGCCCGAGGAGGACCGGAGUCCGGAGGAGAAAGAUGGAGAAGGAGAGGUGGCUCAAGUGGAUGUGGUUAUUUUCGGUAG
Molecule: messenger RNA, 261 nt
Organism: Dovyalis caffra
Lineage: Eukaryota; Viridiplantae; Streptophyta; Magnoliopsida; Malpighiales; Salicaceae
Source: the annotation of a GenBank genome assembly